Molecule: messenger RNA, 1281 nt
Organism: Colletotrichum karsti
Lineage: Eukaryota; Fungi; Ascomycota; Sordariomycetes; Glomerellales; Glomerellaceae
Product: peptide chain release factor 1
Exons: 2
Coding region: 1-1281 (426 amino acids)
Biological process (GO): translational termination
Molecular function (GO): translation release factor activity
Source: RefSeq, a predicted model, not a curated record
AUGCAGCUUGAGGGGAGAAAGAACGGCUCGUCAGAAAAUGGCGCGAAUGCCAGGCGGCGAAGACGUAUCCACACAGGCGCAACGAACCUCCCACCAGCCCUCCUCCAACGCGCCCGAAACCUCGCGACCGAACACGACGACCUCGCCCGCUCCCUCGAGGAGAACUACGACUCCAAAACGGCCCGCCGCAUCGGCGAGCUCGCGAGCGUCGUCCACGCCCUGAAAGAAUGGGAAAAGGCACAGGCAUCCAUCGCCGAGCUCAAGGGCAUGCUCAUCUCGAAAGAUAAGGAGCUGCGCGAGAUGGCAAAGGACGAGCUGCAGUCCACAACCGGCCACCUCGGCGCCCUCUCCCGCAAGCUCUCCGCCUCGCUCACCCCCAAAGACCCCUUCGCCCACAUGCCCUGCCUGCUGGAAAUGCGCCCGGGACCGGGCGGCCUCGAGGGCCGCUUCUUCGCCGACACCCUCUUCAAGAUGUACAAGGGCUUCUGCGCGCGCAAGGGCCUCCGCGCGCAGGUCCUCAAGUACGAGAUGGCCGACGCCGCGGGCGACUCGACCUCGGCCGCCGGCGAGCAGCCCCUCCAGGAGGCCAUCAUCGAGGUCCAGGACCCGGGCGCGUACGAGGUGUUCCGCGGCGAGGCCGGCAUGCACCGCGUGCAGCGGGUGCCGGCGACGGAGAGCAAGGGCCGCACGCACACGAGCGCGGUGGCCGUGUGGGUGCUCCCGUCGUUCCAGGAGUCGGGCGGCGGCGGCGGAGCAGAAGCCGAGGACGUGAACAACCCGGACUCGGACUUCUACAUCGACCCGUCCGAGGUCAAGAUCGAGACGAUGCGGGCGCGGGGCGCGGGCGGACAGCACGUGAACAAGACGGAGUCGGCGAUCCGGAUGACGCACCUGCCGAGCGGGACGGUGGUGAGCAUGCAGGACAACCGGUCGCAGCAGCGGAACCGGGACGACGCGUGGAAGCUGCUGCGGUCGCGGGUGGCGCUGCAGCGGCGGGAGGCGACCCAGGCGGCGGCGGCGAACCUGCGGAACGCGGUGCUCUCCAAGAACCAGAUCACAAGGGGGGACAAGAUCCGGACGUACAACUACAGCCAGGACCGGGUGACGGACCACCGGGCCGGGAUCGACGUGCACGACCUCCCGGACGUGAUUGCGGGGGGCGAGACGCUGGAUAAGGUGUUUGACGGCGUGCGGGACUGGAUGGUGUCGCAGGACAUCGAGGCCAUGAUGGCGGAGGAGGAGGCGGCGGCGUUGAUGGCGGAGAAGAAGGCGCAGAAGUGA